GUAAUUGCACGUCGCUGCUGAUAAAUCUCUUUAAUGAGUAGUGUUGCCAUCUUUUGGGGUCUUUGUCCGCUUAAACCGCUGGAAGCAUGAGUGCCAGAGGUGGAACGCCUUACAUUGGCAGCAAAAUAAGUUUGAUAUCGAAGGCACAGAUUCGGUAUGAAGGCAUAUUGUCCUCGGUGGACACAGAACGGUCCACGGUCGCCUUAGCCAAAGUGAAGUCCUAUGGGACAGAGGACCGGCACACCGACAGCCCGGUGCCACCCAAAGAUGAAGUGUAUGAGUUUAUAAUAUUCCGAGGAAGCGACAUAAAGGACAUCACUGUGUCUGAACCAACAAAGCCGCAUCAUGGCCUCCCUCGAGAUCCUGCUAUUGUACAGUCCUCUGUCGGCAGCUCCUCAGGUGGAUAUCCCCCACGCUGGAGCCCAUACAGAGAGAUGAUGCCUACUUACAACCAGCUGGCUGCCAAUUCUCUGCUGAACCAGCAGUACAAUGCAGCUUUGGGUCUAGGUCCAGGAUUUCACGGCAUCCCCCCCAGAAGAGCUCCCAUGGUAGAACAAGCUGUUCAAACCGUCCCUUUGGCGGGCAACGCUGCGAGAAAAGGGAAAUCCUCAACCCAGCCGCAGGUCAGACAGACCGUUAGACCGGCCCAGCGGUCUGGCUCACAAGUUCAGAAAGAAAAUGUACCCACUUCUCCCCGGCCGCCUGCAGGCAAGACACAAAGCCAACACGCUGAUAAUCCGAAACAAAGAGGAAAACAAGGAAGUCGCAGGUCCAGGAACCGGAACAGAGGUCAGCUUCUUGUGAACUCCAAGUCUACAACUUUGAAAUUUGAAUCAGAUUUUGAUUUUGAAAGUGCAAACGCUCAGUUUAAAGACGACCUCACAAAGGAGAUUGUAGUUGAGAAGGUGGACUCUGGGGAGGCCCCUGAGAUUCAGUGUACGCAGGAGGAAGAGACACUCGGGGUUAAGUACUACAACAAGAGCAAGGGCUUCUUUGACAACAUCUCAUCUGACAUAAAGCCCAGAAGGACCUCAUGGGCAGAGGAGAAGAAAUUAAACAUGGAGACGUUUGGCGUACCAGGCCGCUUCCUGAGAAGCAGAGGAUUCCGGGGGCGGGGCCACAGAGGGCAGAGCACUGCUGAGCAGCGAACCCUCCCAAAAAUUGGCGGUGGGAGAGAGUAAAGAUGAUUUUUUUUUUUUGUUUUGUAAAUACAUUGUAGUUUUCUACUUAUUUAAUAAGUGCCUCCCCUUUUUCAAUUUGACGCACUCAAAAUUUUUUGUUUCUUCAACCUAAAUCUGCAUUAAUGGAAAUGUACAUUUUGUAGUAUCUAAAAAUGGGAGCGAAAUUUCUUUUAAUCCAGCAGUGAAUGUUUACAUUUGUAGUUGAGCAUGCAGUGUAAGACUUGUCCUUGAACAGAGCAUCAGACAUGCAAUUUAAUUUUGUUUCAAUAGUUCUGGAUAUUAUUUGAUCGACUGUCCACAUGUAAAUCCAAAGUGAAAUGGACAGCCAAAUGUACUUUAUUUUCCCCCCCCAACUUCUACUGUUUGUAAAACACUCAAGUGUAACAGCUGCUAUUAAAUAAGGUGGUUAAUAGAAA
Nerophis lumbriciformis (worm pipefish) is the source of this 1597-nucleotide messenger RNA. RefSeq names its product protein LSM14 homolog B-like. Gene Ontology annotation, molecular function: mRNA binding. The record is from RefSeq and is a predicted model, not a curated record. NCBI's taxonomy places the organism in Eukaryota, Metazoa, Chordata, Actinopteri, Syngnathiformes, Syngnathidae.